AAUACAUGUUCAAAACAAACCUAGCAAAGAGACCAAAGCAUACGCAUUCGUUGUCAAUGGAGAUCAAGAUAGGAUCAAAGGAAUCCAAGCAUGAUGGUGAGCAAAAACUUCCCCUCUUGCAUGAUACACCAGCUCCGGAAAUAGAUGAGAAAAGAACGUUGAUACAGAGAGCCAUCAACCAGACGUUUCAGAGCACAGCUCAUUUGGCUAAUCUUUUACCUACUGGGACAGUUCUUGCAUUUCAACUUCUGGCACCUAUAUUUACGAACCAAGGCAACUGCGACUCGGUCAGCAGGGCCAUGACUGCUGGCCUUGUAGGCCUCUGUGGCGCUUCGUGUUUUCUAUUGAGUUUCACUGACAGCUAUAGGGACAAGAAGGGAAAUGUCUGCUAUGGAUUUGCUACAUUCAAAGGCUUAUGGGUCAUCGAUGGAUCAGCCACCCUUGCACCAGAUGUUGCAGCAAAUUUCAAACUGAAGUUUAUAGAUUUCCUCCACGCCUUCAUGUCCAUACUUGUAUUUGGAGCUGUUGCGUUAUUUGAUCAGAAUGUAGUGAAUUGCUUCUACCCAACGCCGUCGGAUAAGGCUCAGGAGGUUCUCACAUCAUUGCCAGUUGCCAUUGGUGUCUUCUGCAGUAUGUUGUUUGUUGUGUUUCCAACCAAGCGCCAUGGAAUUAGCUUCCCCCUAUCUGCAAGCUAACGAUUAUCUUCUGUUUGUUUAAGUUGUCGAGCACUGUUAUUCAAGCUUAUAUAUUCUUUCUUUGAUUCCGGCUUCCUCCAAGUUCUGUCAAUGUGGAUAUACUAUUAAUUUGUUCUGUUUGUAUAUUCUAGUUCCAAAUUCUUGAUGGAUCAAAUGAUUACAAAGAUUGUUA
Messenger RNA from Rosa chinensis, 867 nucleotides. RefSeq names its product protein DMP6. The transcript has a single exon. Bases 6 to 695 code for a protein of 229 amino acids. Lineage: Eukaryota; Viridiplantae; Streptophyta; Magnoliopsida; Rosales; Rosaceae. Gene Ontology annotation, biological process: endomembrane system organization. The record is from RefSeq and is a predicted model, not a curated record.